AUGUUUGUUCGGUUAGCCAGGAUACCCAGGAUCACACGCCACUAUCGCUUAGGAUUAUUUUCGACACAGCCGAAACCUAAACCUAACGAGUAUCUGUACUAUCGAAACAAACACAAGUCUAAAAUGGAAGCUCCAAUCAAGAGAUCAAGCUCUGCUGUCUCCCUAGUUGAACUAGAGAGAGAGCCAUUCAAGGUCACUGUUAUCGGUUCUGGUAACUGGGGUACCACCAUCGCCAAGGUUGUCGCUGAGAACACCAAGGCCAACCCUCAGGUCUUCCAGGAAAGAGUCGACAUGUGGGUCUUCGACGAGAACAUCGACGGCACCAUGCUGACCGAGAUCAUCAACACCAAGCACCAGAACGUCAAGUACUUGCCAAACAUUGACCUGCCAGAGAACCUGGUCGCCAAUCCAGACUUGCUGAAGUCUGUCGAGGGCGCCGACAUCCUGGUCUUCAACAUCCCACAUCAGUUCUUGCCUAAGAUCGUCGACCAACUGCGUGGUCACGUCGAACCUCACGUCAGAGCCAUCUCCUGUCUAAAGGGUUUCGAGGUCGGCAAGAAGGGUGUCCAAUUGCUAAGCACAUACAUCACCGAAGAGCUAGGCAUCGAGUGUGGUGCCCUAUCGGGUGCUAACCUGGCCCCAGAGGUCGCCAAGGAGCACUGGUCCGAAACCACCGUCGCUUACCACAUUCCAAAGGACUACCAAGGUGACGGUAUGGACGUCGACCACAAGGUCCUAAAGCUGCUGUUCCACAGACCAUACUUCCACGUCAGUGUCAUCGACGAUGUCGCCGGUAUCUCCAUCGCCGGUGCCCUAAAGAACGUCGUCGCCCUAGGUUGUGGUUUCGUCGAGGGUCUAGGCUGGGGUAACAACGCCGCCGCCGCCAUCCAAAGAGUCGGUCUAGGUGAGAUCAUCAAGUUCGGUCAAAUGUUCUUCCCUGAAUCCAGAGUCGAAACCUACUACCAAGAGUCCGCCGGUGUCGCCGACUUGAUCACCACCUGUUCCGGUGGUAGAAACGUUAGAGUCGCCACCCACAUGGCCAAGACCGGUAAGUCUGCCGAGGACUCCGAAAAGGAAUUGCUAAACGGCCAAUCCGCUCAAGGUGUCAUCACAUGUAAGGAAGUCCACGAAUGGUUGUCCACUUGUGAAAUGAUUGAAGAGUUCCCAUUGUUCGAAGCCGUCUACAAGAUUGUUUACGAGGAUGUCCCAAUGCACAAGCUACCAGAAAUGAUCGAAGAAUUGGAUGACAUUGUUGUUGCUGGCCAAUAA
Nakaseomyces glabratus is the source of this 1269-nucleotide messenger RNA. RefSeq names its product glycerol-3-phosphate dehydrogenase (NAD(+)) GPD2 (gene GPD2). Gene Ontology annotation, molecular function: NAD binding; protein homodimerization activity; glycerol-3-phosphate dehydrogenase [NAD(P)+] activity. The record is from RefSeq and is a predicted model, not a curated record. Gene Ontology annotation, biological process: glycerol-3-phosphate catabolic process; carbohydrate metabolic process. Gene Ontology annotation, cellular component: glycerol-3-phosphate dehydrogenase (FAD) complex; nucleus; cytosol. NCBI's taxonomy places the organism in Eukaryota, Fungi, Ascomycota, Saccharomycetes, Saccharomycetales, Saccharomycetaceae.